Molecule: messenger RNA, 1496 nt
Organism: Daldinia caldariorum
Lineage: Eukaryota; Fungi; Ascomycota; Sordariomycetes; Xylariales; Hypoxylaceae
Exons: 5
Coding region: 218-913 (231 amino acids)
Cellular component (GO): cytoplasm; membrane
Source: RefSeq, a predicted model, not a curated record
AUUUUUCAGAUAACUUUUAAUACCGUAAGCCUCUAAGUACAUAUCUAGCCAGCAACCAAGACUUAUACAAAUUACCUCUUACCUUACCUUAUCUUAGGUAUUCUAGGUUACCUGUAGAGUUACCUGUUAUAUUUAUGCCUCAUAUUUGAGCUGGAAGUCACACGAACCUCUAGGAAGUGCAAUCGUUAGUUGAGCGGCGACGCUCAAAUCCGUUGGCAUGGCGUCUUCUCCGAUUAUCACGGCUACUGUUCAAUCCGCAGUUCUUGCAGCUGUUUCUAACCUUUUGGCGCAAGGUCUGACAGCGUAUCAGAAUGAGGUUCCUCUUGUCAUCGACUGGGUGCCAGUGUUUCAAUUUGUGCUUUACUCAUUUCUCAAUGUACCCCCUAACUUCUUGUGGCAAGAAUUUCUGGAGGACUCUUUUCCGGGAUAUCAUAUAAUCCCUACCUCCGCCGCUGUAGCCUCUGCAGCAGCAAACGAUGAGAAAGCCCUCCAGAACGAGGAGGAGGAGGGAAAGCUGGUAGAACGCAAACUCCACCUUGGCAACACGGUCAUCAAGAUGAUUCUAGACCAAACCGUCGGUGCAGUCGUCAACACAUUCCUCUUCAGCCUCUUCAUUCAUUCUAUUCAGGAUGCUAUGCUGCGUCCCCUCGGCGCACCACUCAGCGGCCCGGCCAAGAGUGCGCAAUAUCUAUUCUCUCGAGAUGCUAUCAACUACGGUAGAGUCAACUGGGCCGACGUACUUGCUCGCAGCCGCGCCGAGUUUUACGAACUUCUCGUUGCAGGAUGGAGGGUUUGGCCAGUCGUCAGCUUGAUCAACUUCGCCUUCAUCAAAAGCAUCCAGGGCCGCAACCUCGUUGGUGGUCUUGCCGGUGUUGGCUGGGGUAUUUAUAUGAGCCUCAUUACCGCUCGUUAGGAACGGGAGUUGAAACUCGCACGACUGAACUUAGAAAUAUCAGAAUGUGGCCUCGACUUUGCCUCGGCCAUGGGGAUGGCAAUUCCAUUUUCAAUUUCACCGUUCUUUUUCAGCGCUUUUCGAAACGGGAUUAUAGCUUAUAUUUUCUCCGAUACACGUAUGCAUUGGUCACGCCGUACUUCGUUGAUGAUUUUAUUCAGAUGGCACAUCACUUCUCCCACUCUGUAAAAUGUUCGGCUACUGCUUCUACGUUCUCCCACACACGCGCAUUAUCACUACACUACGCACCCCUUUUAAUAUGUCAUUUUUAACAGCAUUAUUGAAUGAUCAUUGGCCCCCUCUUCCUCUGGAGAUAUAAGUCACGAACUGCAAAUACAGCCCACUGUGACUUAUUAUGGUAUAUAUUUCUUAAAUGGCCGGAAAGUGUCUCGUUACCUAGAACUAGAUAGAUACCUCUAUACCAGGUACACGAAUAAAUUAUAGUGAGCUACAGGGAUUGAAGAAUUACUAAGUCAACAACAUAUUUAUUUUCAAUAUGAACGAUUUUCGCGUCGAUAGCAAGAGGAUACUAUACUUCAAGUGA